Molecule: messenger RNA, 2912 nt
Organism: Rhinichthys klamathensis goyatoka
Lineage: Eukaryota; Metazoa; Chordata; Actinopteri; Cypriniformes; Leuciscidae
Gene: sema3h
Product: sema domain, immunoglobulin domain (Ig), short basic domain, secreted, (semaphorin) 3H
Exons: 17
Coding region: 423-2672 (749 amino acids)
Biological process (GO): neural crest cell migration; motor neuron axon guidance; semaphorin-plexin signaling pathway
Molecular function (GO): semaphorin receptor binding; chemorepellent activity; neuropilin binding
Source: RefSeq, a predicted model, not a curated record
GAGAGAGAGAGAGAGAGAGAGAGAGAGAGAGAGAGAGAGAGAGAGAGAGAGAGAGAGAGAGAGAGAGAUCAUAAAGAGUUAAAAGAUGCAGAGAGAAGCAGAAGGAAAGACAAUAACAGAGUGAACAAAACAGAGAGAACGGAAAAGACAAAUAGAAAUGCCAGCAAUAUUAUAAACACAGAAGACAGACCAAGAGAGGAUUUUGCUGCAACACUGACCUGAGCAGGAUCAAAUUACACUGCACUGCACUGCACUACACACACACACACACACACACACACACACGAGGUGUUUUAUGCUGACAUCAGGUAGACACCAUUUGUGUGUGUGUUAUUUCUGAGCAGAGGACGCAGAGUGUGUGUGUGUGUUUACUCCUUGCUAGAGUCACAUAGUGUGUGUGUGUGUGUGUGUGUCAGACAGUCAUGAGGAUGCUGGCUCUCUUCUGUUUAAUUUCACUGGCGGCACCUCUAACGGACGCAUGGAGACCAUCUAAACCACGACUGCACUUCCAACACUCAGAGCUGGUGCAGAGCGGCAGGCUCAUGUCUCUCUCUGUGCCUGCUGGGGAUCUGAACUCUCUGCUGCCGGAUGAAGACGGUCGUCGCCUUUACAUUGGUAUGAAGGACCAUCUGCUGUCCACCAGCCUGGAUGAUAUUACUCAAAACCCCCGCAAGAUAUACUGGCCUGCAAAUCUAGAUCGUAUUCAGGAUUGUAUAAUGGCUGGAAAAAAUCUGCAGAUGGACUGUGCUAACUUCCUGCGUGUGUUAGAGCAUUAUAACCAAACACAUCUUUACGCCUGUGGAACUGGAGCGUUCAACCCUCGCUGUGCCUUCAUCCCUACCAACCUCUUCCUCAGGGCCGAGGAACUAACGCUGCAGUAUGAAGACACCGAAUCAGGGAAGGGAAAAUGUCCGUACGACCCUCACCAGAGAACAGCUACAGCUAUCAUAGACGGUGAGCUGUACGCUGGAAUCUCAUCUGACUUUCUAAGUCAUGAUACUGCUUUUAUUCGGAGUUUGGGGAUGCGACAUGUGAUUCGCACUGAACAAUAUCACUCUACAUGGCUGCAAGGCGCGGAAUUUGUACAUGUUGCAGCGAUGUCAGAGAGUGAUAAUGAGGAGGAUGAUAAGGUCUACGUGUUCUUCACUGAGCGCGCUCAGGAGGUAGAAGGGGCUGCUGGGAAGGUCCUCUAUUCUAGAGUUGCCCGCGUCUGUAAGAAUGAUAUUGGUGGUCAGCGUAGUUUGGUUCAUAAAUGGAGCACCUUUCAGAAAGCUCGAAUUGUUUGCUCCGUACCAGGACCUGAUGGCAUACACACACACUUUGACAAACUCCAGGAUAUUUUCAUUCAACGUGGAAAGGACAAAACAAACCCCCUCAUCUAUGGGCUCUUCACCACUACCAGCAAUGUCUUGAAUGGAUCCGCUGUGUGUGUGUACCGCAUGCAGGACAUUAUUAGAGCUUUUAAAGGAAACUUCCUUCACAGGGAGGGACAACAGUACAAGUGGACAGAGUAUGCAGGCCGAGUUCCCUAUCCCAGGCCUGGCACAUGUCCCAGCAGCACAUACGGAGGCUUUAAAUCAACGAGGGAAUAUCCUGACGACGUUAUCUUCUUUAGCCGCACGCAUCCUUUGAUGCAGGAGCCGGUGCAUCCUCUUGGGGGUCAUCCUUUGCUGAUCAGAGUGGGCGUGUCUUAUAAACUGACCCGCCUCCUUGUAGACAGAGUGGAAGCGGUAGAUGGACAAUAUGACGUGUUGUUCAUCGGCACAGAUUCUGGCCUGGUUCUGAAAGCGAUUCACCUUCCUAAAGCUAAUGGACAGAAUCAGGAGGUCACUCUGGAACAGCUGCAGGUUUUUAAGAACAAGUCACCAAUCACUGCCAUGACGAUGUCCAAGAAAAAGCAGUGGCUGUUUGCUGGAUCAGCAGAGGGUGUGGUUCAGUUGGGUCUGUUCCACUGUGAUCUGUACGGCCAGGCGUGUGCUGAAUGCUGUCUCGCUAGAGACCCAUACUGCACUUGGGACGGGCACUCUUGCAGCCCAUACAUGCCAACAGCACACAGAAGAAAUAUUUGUCAGGUCAAUGAUGACGGCAACCCGCUGAACCAGUGUGUCAGACAUGGAGCUGGUCUUCAGGUGGAGGCAGAGGAGAAGACACUAGUUGUUGCUGUGGGUAACAGCACCUACCUCGAGUGUCUACCCAAAUCUCACCAUGCCACCGUCACCUGGUAUAAAGACAUAGCCGAGAACAGCUUGGAGCAACAUAAGGUCACAUCUGGAAAGCAGCUGGUUGUCUUCGACAGGGGCAUCCUCAUUCCCCGGACUGAACUCAAUCACGAUGGCGUUUAUCACUGUCAGCUAGAAGAGCAUCAGUUCCGCUGGACAGCCGUUACUAUCCGUUUAAUUGUGUGGAGCCCCGUCCUGCAGCCCUUCCUUGGCACCGCCCAGCCAUGGUACCAGGAUGUGAUGGCACUGAUCAACCACAGCAAACUGGAGCGACACUGCAAACAACUCAGCCAACGUCACAACAACAAGGAAUCAGGGGAUCACAAGCAGAACAAACCAGACAGAAAGAGAGUAGACCGGCACAGAGGAGGGGGGGAGAAGGAGAAAGGGAGGGGGCGGAAGCACCGGAGCAGAAUGCAGAGUUCAGCACAGAGGCUGCCGAGGAGCGCAUAGGCAGGUGUUUAAGAAACAAAUAAAUACAACAAAACACGCAAUAUACCGUCAUAUUAAGAUUUUGCUCCAUUCCAAAACCUAAUGAGCUGCCUUGCAUGCGCCCAGCAUCAAGCUCCGUGAAAGGAAAGAAAGAUUUUGAUAAAUUAAGAAGAAAAAGAAAAAUAUCAGUAUUGUUUGGGAUUAGUACGAUUUUUUUUAUACUUUUAUUUAUUUAUUAAAUUGAUCAAAAGUGACAGUUAA